Tripterygium wilfordii is the source of this 1099-nucleotide messenger RNA. Its product is annotated as phosducin-like protein 3. Bases 94 to 852 code for a protein of 252 amino acids. The transcript is spliced from 4 exons. The record is from RefSeq and is a predicted model, not a curated record. Gene Ontology annotation, biological process: protein folding. Gene Ontology annotation, cellular component: cytoplasm. NCBI's taxonomy places the organism in Eukaryota, Viridiplantae, Streptophyta, Magnoliopsida, Celastrales, Celastraceae.
UUCUAGUUCUACUGUUCCAGAGUACACCGAUCAAAACACCAUUGUAGAUUCUCACCUCCAUAGAUUUUCCUUUCAGAGGUUGAAGAAGAAGAGAUGGGAGAUUAUCACUUCGUGUACAAGGACGUGGAAGGCGCAUCAACACAAUGGGACGAUAUUCAGAGGAAAUUGGGGAAUCUACCGCCAAAACCCCCUGCCUUCAAGCCUCCAGCUUUCACUCCUGCUCCAGAUCCAGAAUCCCUCCCCAGAGACCGAAAUUGGCUCGAACAGAAGACGGAAGAAGAGCUCGAGUACCUUCAAGACGAUCCCGAUCUCGACGACGACCGAUUCCUCGAAGAAUACAGGAAGAAGAGGUUGGCUGAGAUGAGAGAAUCAGCAAUACAUCCCAAGUUUGGAUCAGUGAAUCCAAUUUCGGGGUCAGAUUUUGUGCGGGAGGUUUCGCAGGCACCUUCUGAUGUUUGGGUCGUUGUGAUUCUCUUCAAGGAAGGGAUCCCUGAAUGCGAGUUGCUGAUGCGAUGCAUAGAAGAAUUGGCAACACGAUACCCGGGCACAAAAUUUGUUAAAAUAAUAUCAACAGAUUGUAUUCCUAACUACCCAGAUCGUAAUCUUCCAACUCUGUUAGUGUAUAACAAUGGUGCUGUUAAAGCAAAUCAUGUGGGCUUGCGUAGUUUUGGGCGGAGAUGCACACCUGAAGGUGUAGCAUUUGUUCUAUGUCAAUCAGAUCCUGUACUUGACGAUGGUCAGAACAAAAGUGAUUCAUCAAGAAAAUCUGUGAUAGAAAGCGUUCGAAGGAAGAUAAUCGAGAAAGUAGUUACAGAACAUGAAGACAAUGACGAUGGAUCUUCAAGUGAUUAGACAUCUACGAAUUUUCUUCCGGUUUUGUGUGACUGAAAUAGUUCUUUUAAAUCAUGUUUAAUGGAUGCUUAGCAGUUGCUUUGUAUUGCUUUGGGGCUUUCUUGGCUGCUCCCACAUUGUUUCUGGUUCAUCUGUGUUUGAUUGAAUGAUCUCUGCUGUGUGAUUUUGAUGUGUAAAAGAUUUAUAUUCUUCAGUUAGCACAUGCAUAUUGUUUAGACAAUCAAAGCGUACAAUCAAUCUUGGAUUA